This is a messenger RNA of Puntigrus tetrazona (Sumatra barb), 1556 nucleotides long. RefSeq names its product dual specificity testis-specific protein kinase 2-like. Gene Ontology annotation, cellular component: cytoplasm; nucleus. The record is from RefSeq and is a predicted model, not a curated record. The coding region runs from base 617 to 1441 and encodes 274 amino acids. Gene Ontology annotation, molecular function: ATP binding; protein serine/threonine kinase activity. The transcript is spliced from 8 exons. Gene Ontology annotation, biological process: protein phosphorylation; positive regulation of stress fiber assembly; actin cytoskeleton organization. NCBI's taxonomy places the organism in Eukaryota, Metazoa, Chordata, Actinopteri, Cypriniformes, Cyprinidae.
CUCCAUCAAAUAGAAACGUAAGUUUGGUCCGUGGGGAGAGGCAACUGUUAUGGAAGUGGUUGCCUCUUGAAUUUACUUCACUGUGUUUUGACUCACUCUAUGUGGGAUAGCGUAUUUGGGGAUUCACUGCUUGUUAAAUUAGUUAGGGAUAUAGAGACUGAGCGAAGAGCCCGGCGUGAAAUAGAAAAGCCUCUCUGGAAAGAGCUCGCGCGUUAUUUAUUUUCUCCUGACCGCUUCAUGUUUGUGGACAGCGCGACAAGACGUACGCAGUUUUCGACUUGUGCACGUUAAAACUGAGUUUCUAUGAUAAAGUUUGUUAUAGGCGGGGUAAAUUAAGUUUUAACAAGCUCACACGGUGCUCGUUGGAUUCGUGGAGUUCAACUAUAGCCUAGCCGACGCUCGCUCAAAACAAUCAGUUAUAUCUUCACGUAAAUACAUGGAUUGUAGUAUAUGGCCCCCGUCUGCUUUUGCAAAAUGCAAUGGGACUAACUGAGGCCUUUGGACCGCCAGAAUAUCUUUGCUUCGCUUUCAAGCCUGAUGAACAGGUCUGGCAAGGACAGUCAAAAAUGUGAACCGGUGAUUGAUACUCGACCAGAUUAUUUGUGCACCAGUAGCAAUGGAGCGGAGCAAACGCAACUCCAUUGCUGGGUUCCCCAUGCGGCCAGAUCGGCUGGAGGACCCUGAUUGUGGAGGAGGAGCCGAAACCAGUCCGGCACCGCUGGACAGGGUCUGUCCCUCGUCUUACCGGGCUCUCAUCAGUGCCUUUUCUUGCCUGACCCGACUUGAUGACUUCAUCUGCGAGCGUAUUGGAUCUGGGUUUUUUUCUGAGGUCUACAAGGUGCGCCACAGAGCUUCGGACCAGGUAAUGGCUCUAAAGAUGAACAAGCUGAGCAGUAAUCGUGCCAACAUGCUGCGAGAAGUUCAACUCAUGAACAGGCUCUCUCACCCCAACAUACUCAGAUUUAUGGGAGUGUGUGUGCAGGAAGGUCAACUCCAUGCUCUCACAGAGUUCAUUAAUGGCGGCAACCUGGAGCAGCUGUUGAACAGUGACGUGUUCCUGUCCUGGUCUGUGAGAAUAAACCUCAGUCUUGAUAUUGCCAGAGGACUGGAAUACCUACACAGCAAGGGCAUAUUUCACAGAGACCUUACGUCAAAGAACUGUCUGGUACGCUGGGAGAACGGGCAGUGCAGUGCUGUGGUGGGGGACUUUGGCCUGGCAGAGAAAAUUCCUGAUCACAGCGACGAGGCAGAGAAGCAGAGCUUGGCUGUUGUUGGCUCCCCCUACUGGAUGGCUCCGGAGGUGCUCCGAGGAGAGCGCUACGAUGAAAAGGUGGAUGUGUUUGCCUAUGGUAUUAUUCUCUGUGAGAUUAUUGGCCGGAUACAGGCAGAUCCUGACUUUCUUCCACGGACAGAGGUGAAAAUUGAACAUACAGCAUCUUAAAAAGUCACUCCAAAUAUUUUUACAGUUAGACAAACCAUUUCAAUACUUCUAGAACAGUGGUUCCCAACCUUUUUUAACUCACAGCCCACACAACCAAACACAUAUGUUUCCACGG